GCAGUGGACCCAUCCACUGGACGGGAGACGGCUGGGAAUUCAAACUUUCCGACCCAGAUGAGGUGGCCAGGCGAUGGGGCAAGAGGAAAAACAAACCCAAGAUGAACUACGAGAAGCUGAGCCGUGGCUUACGUUACUACUACGACAAGAACAUCAUCCACAAGACGGCCGGGAAACGCUACGUCUACCGUUUCGUCUGCGACCUGCAGAGCCUUUUGGGUUACACACCUGAGGAGCUCCACGCCAUGCUGGAUGUCAAGCCAGAUGCUGAUGAGUGA
Molecule: messenger RNA, 278 nt
Organism: Antrostomus carolinensis (chuck-will's-widow)
Lineage: Eukaryota; Metazoa; Chordata; Aves; Caprimulgiformes; Caprimulgidae
Product: protein C-ets-2
Exons: 2
Biological process (GO): cell differentiation; regulation of transcription by RNA polymerase II
Cellular component (GO): nucleus
Molecular function (GO): DNA-binding transcription factor activity, RNA polymerase II-specific; sequence-specific DNA binding
Source: RefSeq, a predicted model, not a curated record